AUGAAUCGUCUCCGCUUCUACUACGGAACGGGAUGUUGGUCGUAUAUAGGAAAGCAAGCAUCAUGGACAAGUCAGGAUAUCUCCAUCGGUAACGGAUGCAAUAGUCUCGGCACAGUAGCGCAUGAAAUUGCCCAUGCGCUCGGAUUCUACCAUGCUCAAUCACGCUACGAUCGUGAUUCCUACAUACGGGUCAACCUCAAUAAUGUUCAAUCAGGAUACGAAGGGAAUUUCGUGAAGCAAACUCCAGCAACUGAAAAUCAUUUCGGACUCGGGUACGAUUUCGGCAGUGUCAUGCACUACGGAGGAUAUGCAUUUGCUAUGAACACGAAUAUCUAUACGAUACAAACACUCCAACCGGAAUAUCAGAACACACUGGGACAACGAGAACGUCCAGCAUUUUCGGAUGUUCGACUCAUGAAUUACUACUACAACUGCUCCAAUCUCUGCACAAACGUUCCCGUACCACCAUGUCGUUCACCGGGUAUUCCGAAUCCGCGAAGCUGCAGUCAGUGCUUAUGUCCAGAAAUGUUUGCCGGGUCAUUCUGCCAAAACCUACCGACUGGUACAGCAGCCAAUUGUAAUGGAAAAGUUGUACAGGCCACUUCUUCCUCAUGGACUACGCUGAAUGGCGUAGCCGGAAAUCCGAACAGCUACGCAAUGUUGGGUAUUACUGACUGCUACUGGCAUAUUUCCGUAAGUCGUCUUAGAAUAGGGAAGUUCAAAAAAUGA
This is a messenger RNA of Ostertagia ostertagi, 729 nucleotides long. The record is from the annotation of a GenBank genome assembly. Lineage: Eukaryota; Metazoa; Nematoda; Chromadorea; Rhabditida; Trichostrongylidae.